AUGAUCCCGAGCUGUAGUAAAUGUGCUACCUCCAGUAAUCCCAUGGGCUCUCAAAGCCUGCCCACUUUCAUAAACCAACGCGUAUCUUCUUCUUCUUUUUCUUUCUUGACCUUUUCUUUAUCUCGCAAGCUUUUGCCACUGGCCUUAAUACUCUUUUCUCUCAUUGCAAUCCCAUAUUCUCAUGCUCAGCCGUUACUUUCAGCAUCUAUCUCGGCUACUUCCCAAGAAUUAUCUUCCACUACUAUCAUCCCACCUUCACCAACUUCUUCUCAUCAACCAACACCACCACCAUCAUCAUCAUCACCACCACCACCAAAAAAAAAUGUUCCAACAACUUCCAUUAUAGAUAUCCUCUCUCAAUCAGCAGAGUUCUCUAUCCUCAUAUCUCACCUCCAGCAUCUGGGCUUAGUCCCUCUUAUCAACCAGGCUCGCAAUAUUACCUUUUUGGCCCCAUCAAAUAAUGCCUUCUUAGACAUUGACCCUGCAUUCAUCACACGCGAUCGUCUUCUCUAUCACAUUAUUAACACCACUUUCAUUGCCUCUGACUUUCUUCAAAAUCCUUCAACUCAAACAAAUAUUCACCCAUCUUUUCUUCACUCACAAAAUUAUCUCAAAAAUAUUGAUGCUGGUGCUCCUCCCAUUUCUGUCGAAAAAGUCUCCGAUCCUCUUGCAACUAUCCCCAUCGGUUACCCAGCAAUCCCAGUCCUAUUCACCAAAGUAGAAUCGGACUCGCGUGGUCCUGACCCUUCUUCUUACAUUGUUGCCCGGAGCUCCCAAAAUUCUUCCGCCGAGCUUGUCGAAACCGAUCUCAAGGCUUCAAAGCAUCGCGGAGUCGUCCAAGUCAUUGACAAACUCCUAGCUCCUCCACCAUCAAUUUGUGAAACCCUCGCAUCUUCCCCAGACCACUCCAUCUUUUAUUCCCUCUUCCUCCUUGAACACGAAUGCUCAGGCCCGGUCUUUAACUCCCCAACUACCCUUCUCGUACCAUCCAAUUCCGUCUUUCUCGACCAGCUCUCAAACAUUGAACUCUUAUAUCUAUCUUCCGACUGGGGCCACGAUGACCGCGUUGCUCUCAUCAACCGUCACACAAUCAACUCGGGCUUAGUUGCAUCGGCGCUUAUUCCCAAAUUGGCUCAUAAAACGCCCCUUGAUGAUCAUUCAAGCGCAAUUAUCAAAGCUGCUGAUGGAUGUCCUCUUAAUAUAUCCACCUCCAUGGUUAUCAAUGGUUCCUGGGCACCAACUAUCGCAGACAUUAUUGCAAAUGACGGCAUCGUUCAUUUUUACAAUGACUUUAUCAUUGCCCCCACUGGGAACAUUCACUCCUUAAUCAAUUUCACUCCAGAAAAACAUCUCCUUGUUCUUGGCGCAGAAACCUUUGUUAAGGAAGUAAAGUUUCGCGGCCUUAGAUACCUUAUUAAUGGUUCUGAUCCUCAAGAUAAGCAAACCAUUUUUGCUCCACGCGAUGACUCGGACAGCUCUUUGCUUUUAGGGAAACGUACCUUUAUAUCUUCAAACCCUGAUGUCGUUCUAAAACAACGAGGUGAAUUGUCUUCUUCAGACGAUGAAGACGACAAUACUGUCUUUACCCAAUCAAUUCCAACCGUCAUGUACCAUUUUAUCCAGGGCCAGCACACCCUCGACAUUGACGAAAUUAUAAACUCAAACUACUUGCUCGUCUCAAAAGCAACCUUCAAACGUCUUGGUUACGGCUUCCAGCGCAUCCGCGUCUCCGCAAACGAGGCAGACUCUGAAAUUUACCUGAAUGGCCACGACUUGGUCACUGACGGACCCUUUAUUGUUGGCAACACAACUAUAUACCUUAUUGAUGGCAGCCUCGAUCCUCCACCUCCAAUUGACCUUGCCGUGGGUUCUGUUUUGCAAUCUGCCCAAUCCGCAACCUAUCUUCAGCAACUUGGCUUGUUUGGUCUUCCUGCAUCAAAUGGGUGGACCAUUCUUUUGCCCACCGCAAUUGCCUGGAAGUCUAUUGGUCUUGUUACUAGGUACUUGGAAACUAACAUGACGGCUUUACGUCUUACUCUCGAAUCUCUUAUUCUGCGUGCCCCAUUUUACUCCGACUCGGCCCCCAUGAAAACAAAACUAUUUGAUGGAACUGAUGUUGUUGUUUCUUCAACCCCUCCUAGAAUCACUCACAAUCCUGGAUUUUCCACUGACGGAGAUGAAGACGAUAACCUAAUUAAGGACGGUAAAGUGAUUAAAAAGAAGAAGAAAAAGGCCCUUAAAAAACAUCACCGCAAACAGGGCAAAAAGAAAACUCGCAACGACAUGGGCAAUUACGCGCCAUUGGACCUUUACAUUGGUCCAAACCAUUAUCACGUUGAAACUGCAAAUGUCUUGUCUUCAUCCGGUGUCAUCCAUGCCGUUAAUGAAAUUGUCAUUCCUAAUCAGGUCCAAGUGUCGUCAACAAAUAUCUUGGAGUCGGUUGACUCAACUCUCUUCAUUGCACUGUUGCAGGCUCGUAACAUGUCUCAUGUCCUAGACAAUAGUAACUCUGAAGAAUCUAAAUAUACCAUUCUUGCACCUUCGAACAAGGUCCUCGAGGCAAAUAAUAUUACUGUACAUACCCCAGAUAUUGACGUUUUGCUCCGCAUGCAUGUGCUACCAGGUAACCCCAUCAAUGACUUCCUCGAUGGCGGAGAAGUCCUCUCCAUGCAGGAUGAUAUCCAUCUCACAGCAAAGGAAAUAGACUCAGGACUUUAUCUUGUCAGCAUUGUCGAGGGAGAUUCGCUCCACGAAAUUCGUGUGCUAGAUCGAGGCGAUACCACUCCCUAUGCUUGCUCAUCUGACCAACAGCCUUCCGAAUGCAAGUCUACCAUUCUUUACGUCGACCGCUUCCUUUCCCCUGACUGGAUUACCAGACCAAUGCCUCCCUUUUCACCGCCUUUCCAUUUACGCACGCCCUUUGCCAUUCUUCUCGGUGUCGUUUUUGGCGCAAUUCUUAUCUUUAGUGUCAUGUCCGUGGCCCUUCUCUUUUUCCUUAGCCGCCGCCGCCGCUUGCUCAAAAAUAAUACCGCCUCAGCUUCUUCUUCCUCCAUCUUGGGCGCCGAUGCCGCCGGCGGCAGCGGGCCCGGUUCACCAACAACCCCAGAUAAACGACCCCUCCUCUCCCGCAAAUCCUCCGCCGUCUCGUCAAACUCAGUCGGCGGCUCCGGGCGCCGGCAUCGCUCGUCGCGACACCAUUCUGCAAAUAACUCACCGCCAGAAGCUCCCAACGGGUCGUCGUCGUCGGCUGCCCACACCAAUGAUGAAUACACGGGCCCAGUAACCAAGUCCGGGUUCUAUGGGUCUCUCGACACAUCAGGAAUGAUGCUGGCUAACGACGACUAUGCAAACUUUAAACGUGCUGCUGCCGCUGCUAAACAAACUAACGGAGGAACUUCUAGCAAUACAAAUACCUUGGGCCGACGGUCCUCUACAAUGUCGACGCGCUCGGUGUCAUCAAUGACAUCAGAGCACAGCGUGUCGGAACCAAUCCCCACAGGGAAAGUGCUCGGCGGGCGCGAGCACGGAAAGCAUUUGAACCUGCCACGCGUGAUAUAG
This is a messenger RNA of Magnusiomyces paraingens, 3558 nucleotides long. RefSeq lists its product as uncharacterized. NCBI's taxonomy places the organism in Eukaryota, Fungi, Ascomycota, Dipodascomycetes, Dipodascales, Dipodascaceae. The record is from RefSeq and is a predicted model, not a curated record. Bases 1 to 3558 code for a protein of 1185 amino acids. The transcript has a single exon.